GCGGCUUUCCGGCGCCGGACGCUGUGGGACCAAAGAGAGCGCCAGAAUAUCUGCAGCAAUGUCAGCUCGAAAAAGAGUUAACUCAGAGGCACAAAGGAGGACUUCUCAAGGUAGACUGUCAGACCAAAUAAAAGAGAAGCCAAGCUAUUCAGAGAGCAUCUUGAAACAUGGACAAAACAAUCCGGAGGAAGAUUCCGAACACGCAGAAGUACUGCAAAUAGCAUUGAGAUACUUUGAGAAAGGUCCCAUUAAAACUUUACAGAGUAAAGGUAAAACCAUGGAAGAACACUUGAAAACCGUGGAAAAUGUGGCUUGGAAGAAUGGUUUAGCUCCAGAAAAAAUUGACAUUCUAUUAAAUGUGGCACUUAGUGGCAAAUUUGGGAAUUCCAUAAACACUCGGAUAUUGAAGUGCUUGAUUCCAGCAACUGUCAUAUCAGGAGAUUCUGUGGUUAAGGCUGUCUCUUGGCUUUGUGUUGGCAAGUGUUCUGGUAGCACCAAGGUACUUUUCUUUCGUUGGCUAGUUGCAAUGUUUGACUUCGUUAAUGAAAAAGACCAAGUUAACUCGCUCUAUGGCUUCUUUUUUGCUUCAUUGCAAGAUGAUGCACUGUGCCCUUACGUCUGCCAUUUGUUAUAUUUACUUACCAAAAAAGAGAAUGUCAAACCAUUUCGUGUGAGAAAACUGCUUGAUCUUCAGACCAAGAUGGGCAUGCAGUCUCAUCUCCAAGCUUUGUUGUCUCUGUAUAAGUUCUUUGCUCCUACUUUGAUUUCUGUGUCUUUGCCUGUAAGGAAGAAGAUCUAUUUUAAGAAUUCAGAGAAUUUAUGGCAGAUGGCUCUGAUUGCUGUGAGGCAGAGAAACAUGGGACCUUCUCCAGUAUCUCUAAAGCUGAUACUAGGUUCAGCUAAAGUACGUCCUGUAAACAGAAAAAGGAAUUCUUACUCAGUUAUACCCUUGCCAAACUCCAGUAACUAUGUCAGAGAAUGUGGAAAGAAAGAGAUGAGUAUUUCUGAUUGCCUCAGUAACAAUGGAUCAUUUCCAGUAGAACAGCUUCAGAGCUUCCAUCAACUCUUAGAAAACAUCCAUUGCUUAGAGCUGCCUUGUCAGAUGGGUUCAGUGCUAAACAGUUCUCUGCUACUUCAUUAUAUUAACUGUGUCAGAAAUGAGUCAGUCUUGCUGAGAUUCUAUCACUGGUUGAGUCUAACAUUACAAGAAGAAUGUGUUUGGUACAAGGUGAAUAAUUCUGAAUUUGGAAAAGAAUUUACCAGCUUACUGGACUCUAUCAUCAGGGCACAGUGCUUUUUACAAGAGGGCUUUUAUGCCUGUGAAGCAUUCCUGUAUAAGAGCCUUCCUUUCUGGGAUGGCCUCUGUUGUCGGUCACAGUUCCUUCAGCUAGUGAGCUGGAUUCCUUUUAGUAACUUCUGUGAGUUGAAACCACUUCUUUUUGACCAUCUAGCACACCUCUUCUUUACAUCAACUAUUUAUUUCAAGUGUAGUGUUCUUCAGAGUCUAAAAGAGUUACUGCAGAAUUGGCUGUUGUGCCUUUCUACGGACAUCCACAUGAAACCUGUGCUGAACAGUCCUCUAGAGACAACUUUAGGUGGAUCCAUGAACUCUGUGUCUAAACUGAUUCACUACGUAGGCUGGCUGUCCACUAAUGCAGUGCGCUUAGAGAGCAAUAGUACUUUCUUGCUGCACUUUAUUUUGGAUUUCUAUGAGAAGGUAUGUGACAUAUAUAUAAAUCAUAACCUUCCAUUAGUGGUGUUGCUUCCUCCUGGAGUCUUCUAUCCUGCACUCUUCAGCCUGGAUUCCAGUAUUCUGAACCAGCUCUGUUACAUAAUGCACAGGUAUCGUAAAAAUUUGACUGCUGCAAAGAAAAAUUACUUGAUACAGAAGCAGGGAAAGUCCCAAUUCAAUUUCAGCAACAAGACCUAUCAAGAAUUUAAUCACUAUUUGACAUCCAUGUUUGGUUGCCUGUGGCUAUCCAAACCCCACCAGAAAAGUUUCUACCAUGGAAUUAUAGAUAUUGACCCCCAAAUUCUAGAAGAAGCUGGAAUAGCAGAGUACAAAAACAGCUUAAGUUUAAUGCAGCAUCCUGCUCUAUUCAGUUAUGCUGUUGCCUUUCUGCUACAGGUACAGCCAGAGGCAAGGAUCAUAAAACUGAGCUUUAUUCAGGGAAAGAAAUGGAGCUGGUAUUUGGACUAUUUAUUUUCACAGGGAUUACAAGGCCUGAAACUUUUCAUAAGAAGUAAUAUUCAUCAUUCUUCUACCCCCUGAUGAAACAACAUAAACCACAAUGAUGAGCAUUAAAUACUGACAUAAACAAACUGAGCACACUAGACUAAAUUCCUUGUUGCUAUAGUGGCCAAAUGGCUCAACUUGAGUUUCCAUAUUUGCUUUGCCAACAGACAGCCACCUUUUUGGACUUGCCCUUCCAUCCAUGGCCCAGGAAUGCCUUGGUGUGGCUAACUUUAUUUUUCAGAAUUUAGAUUUCUUUGCCCACUAAUGAAAAAUCACCUCUUCAUCAUCAGGCUCUGUCUUCAACCAAAUUAUGCAUUAGGAGCCACAUCUGUUAUAUGGUAGGAUUUUUCUUAUUUUUGUACUAUAAGCUGCACAGAUGAAGAGAACAGGUAAUACACAGUGGCAAUUAAUCCAUAGACAGACACAUGCAAAGUACUGUGCUAAAUUGGUGAAACAUUUGUUGUAUUGUCAUUUUUCUUACUGUGAACGACAGUACCAGCAGUAAGUCAACAUAUAUAACUCUAAAAGCUGGCUCUAAGUAUAUAAUAGCUGUCUGGGCCUUUACUGGUAGCAGUUUGAUGACAGGAGGAAGGGAAGAGGAUUGUGGGGCAAUCAAGACAUUCCUGUUUUUACUGGUUUGAUUUUAUGAAACUGCUGUAUUUUUUUUCUGUGUAUUCAUUUGUAUAUAUAUAUGUCCAGUUUUUAAAUGUUCAGGCCCAAAUAAACUUAACUACAACUUUACUUUCAAGGGUAAUUCUGAAGCUUUCCUUUUAUUUCAAAAUAGCUAGACUAUCUUGUUGAAAAUUUACUAUAAAAUUUUGCUUCAGUGCUACUGAAUAACUCUUCCUCUUUAUAAUAAAAUUCAUAUCAUUUAGAGAAGCCAAGUUGAAUUUGUUUUUGUCUUACGGCCACAUUGUUGUGGUUCCUUUCUUUUUUUUGCAAAACUAUAUUAUGGGGCAGUGUUCAGACUGUAAAUCUUCUUCAUUCAUUCAAUAAAUAGAUAUUUAUCGAACUACUUAA
This is a messenger RNA of Loxodonta africana (African savanna elephant), 3256 nucleotides long. RefSeq names its product centromere protein I (gene CENPI). Gene Ontology annotation, biological process: mitotic sister chromatid segregation; CENP-A containing chromatin assembly. The transcript is spliced from 21 exons. Gene Ontology annotation, cellular component: kinetochore; inner kinetochore. Bases 59 to 2272 code for a protein of 737 amino acids. Lineage: Eukaryota; Metazoa; Chordata; Mammalia; Proboscidea; Elephantidae. The record is from RefSeq and is a predicted model, not a curated record.